AUUAAAAUAAGUACCGAACUCAAACACUCGAUAGUCUUCAAAUUUGGAAACCAAACAAACACUAGUCGCCGGUGCUCAAAAUCUGAAGCAAUGGGAAGAAUAGCGAUACUUGUUUCCACGAUCGGAGCAAUGUUGCUACUCUUCAUCCUCUCCCGAUCAUCCAACACUAACCAUUCGAUCCACCGCCGCAUUCGCUCCAACUCCACACUCUCCGCCUCCCACCACCAGCCCGACGACAGGUUCAAUGUCACCAACAGAAUCGUCCGUCUCUUCCCUGAAAUCGACGUGGAUCCCACCGAUUGGUUCGUCUCCCUCCACGAAUUGACUCAGUGGAACCUUCAUCAAGCUCAGAUGGAGGUUUUGCGUCAAAGUCAGAGGGAGAUGGAUGUUUACGACAAGAAUCGCGACGGAUUCGUUUCAUUCUCCGAAUAUUCUACUCCCUCGCGGAUUCAACGUGCAGACAGGGAUUCUCUUGGUUAUGAUAUGAGUUGGUGGAAAGAAGAGCAUUUUAAUGCAUCGGAUGUAGACGGAAAUGGUCUUCUGAACUUAGCUGAGUUCAAUGACUUUCUUCAUCCUGCUGACAGCAACAACCCAAAGCUUCGACAAUGGCUGUGCAAGGCGGAAGUCAGGGAAAGAGAUAUGGACAGAGAUGGGAAGGUCAAUUUUAAAGAAUUUUUUCACGGGCUCUUUGAUUUGGUAAGAAACUAUGAUAAAGAAAGUUACAACGUUUCACAUCAUUCUGAUGAUUCAAUGGAUGCUUCAGCUAAUCAGUUGUUUGAUAAGCUUGACAAAGAUGGAGAUAGAUAUUUGUCAGAUAUUGAACUCCUGCCAAUAAUCGGAAAACUCCAUCCAUCUGGGAAUUAUUAUGCAAAGCAAUAUGCAGAAUACUUAAUUUCACAGGCAGAAGUUGACAAAGAUGGGCGCCUUACUUUGACUGAGAUGAUUGAGAAUCCAUAUGCAUUUUAUAGUGCUAUUUACAAUAAUGAUCAUGAUGAAAUAGAGUGAUUCCCAUUGUUGUUAUGUGAAGUUCAUGUUAGCAUACAAAAAAAAACUUGGGAUAAAAGCAAAAUUGAAGGAGUUAUGGUUACAAGGAGUCAGGUUCUUAGUCACAAUCCUGGGGGAUAACAACUUACCUUGCUUCUUUCAAUUCCAAUUAUCUGUGAUUUCUUAUUAGACCAGCAAUAUAUUCAAGCACACAUAUCACACAUUGUAUUAUUCGUUUUAAGAAAGACUGGAGAAUCAAAAUAUUUAAAACUUUCUAGUUAAA
Vicia villosa (hairy vetch) is the source of this 1267-nucleotide messenger RNA. RefSeq lists its product as uncharacterized. Gene Ontology annotation, cellular component: endoplasmic reticulum. The transcript is spliced from 7 exons. The record is from RefSeq and is a predicted model, not a curated record. NCBI's taxonomy places the organism in Eukaryota, Viridiplantae, Streptophyta, Magnoliopsida, Fabales, Fabaceae. Gene Ontology annotation, molecular function: calcium ion binding. The coding region runs from base 91 to 1005 and encodes 304 amino acids.